Exophiala bonariae is the source of this 1377-nucleotide messenger RNA. RefSeq lists its product as uncharacterized. Bases 1 to 1377 code for a protein of 458 amino acids. Lineage: Eukaryota; Fungi; Ascomycota; Eurotiomycetes; Chaetothyriales; Herpotrichiellaceae. The record is from RefSeq and is a predicted model, not a curated record. The transcript is spliced from 3 exons.
AUGGCUGUGUUUUAUGAUCUCGAGGAUGGCGACGACCAGCAGUCUGCCAGUCAAUGGAAUCAAGACCUUCGCUCUACCAUGGCCAUCACAGGCCGGCUAAAACCGGUUCUCGACAAGUCUGCCACAGACGAUAUCAACAUAUUGGCUGCAGCUCUUACCUGCUAUCCGAUCGCCUUAUCCAUCGCCGCACACCUCGAUCUCAACGAUCUACAUGCGCUGGCAGCAUCGUGUCGAAUCGUUCAUCGAAGUCUGCGACAAUAUGCACAGCAACUCAAGGCUCGAUCACUGCGGUGUAGCCAAGAUCCCACACUGAGCAAAGAGACUCGGAUAGCACCCGGUGAUGCAUAUGAUGGAGCGGCAUUCAUAGAAAUGUCUGUGUCCGCCAUUGCUUCAUCCCAACAUUGGGGAUAUAAUCCCUACCAGACUGAAAGAGCAGGGGAAUAUCCCACACCCUAUAACUCUCCUCCAGGUUUGCCGAGUAAGAGCAGUGCCUGUGCGAGAGAUUUAGUUGCGGGAUGUCGCAGUUGUGCAACUGUGGUUUGCCGCAAUUGCACUGUCAAAGCCCCUCCUAGUUCCUGGCUCCAAGAUCGGUACCGGAGAUUGUGCAAAACAUGUUUGGAUGCUCCCUUUGGAGAACAUCUACAGCCACUUCGCAUGACAUCAGAUGGACUCGAAGGGCACCUUCACUCCAGUGCAAGUUCUGUCAAAUCAGAACGCUCUUUUUCCGCCUCCUCUAGCUCAAGCCGUAACAAGUGUGAGGAAGCUUUGUCGGAUCAAGAAUACCAUGACACGCCCAGCUCGUCGACUGUCUUGCGAGGACCCUGCAUUUGCGCCUCACAUGGGACGUUUUUGUGCACAGAUUGUGGGCAGAAUCUUCGAUCAGCUGACACUACCUACAAGCGAGUAUGGACUUGGCGCUCUCGCUAUUCCACUCAUAUUGGUGGAGGGUUAGGAACGGGUCUAGGCCAGGGUAAUCAGGGGCAGAAGUGUGGUCGAGGAGAAUACUGCCUCGAUAGCAGUGUAACGGCUGUUUGUUGGGUCGAAAUCGACUGUGCUGAGGGAGCCAGCCAGGAAGCAGGCCGUGAUUCAGACCACGGUAGUCUGAUAUCGUCUGCAGGGAUGGCAGACUAUCCCACCAACAAGCCAGGUUAUUUCCAGCAAGAAAUAGAAGGGAUAGGUGGGGUUGUCAAGAAGAAGGUGAAAAAGAGAGUCAAGGUCGGGGCGACGGUAUGGGAGUUUGAGGAUGAACGAUCGAGCGGGAAAUACCUUGAACGAGAGUCGCGUGGGAAACUACGAAGUUGGUGUGGAUGGUGCAAUCGAGUUGUACCAGGCGAAGAGGAUGAACUGGGAGAUGACAAGCAGUUGGUGAUGAUAUGA